UCGAGUUGAAAGUUGAUCGGACAGCACAGUUUCCUAGUGGAGGGACGAUGUCUCCGUACGUCGUCCUCGUCGCGGCGCUCCUCGCCUUGUGCUAUGUCACCAAGAAAGUUCUAGGCAGCGGCAGCAGCAGGCUUCCACCCUCGCCGCCGUCGCUCCCGCUGCUCGGCCAUCUCCACCUAAUGGGCCGCGUGACGCACCGCUCCCUGCUCUCCCUGCACCUCCGGUACGGUGGAGGAGGCGGUCUCAUGUUUUUGCAGCUCGGGCGCAGGCGGACGCUGGUGGUAUCCACGGAGGCAGCGGCGGCGGACCUGUACAAGAACCACGACCUCGCCUUCGCCUCUCGCUUGCACAACGCCGCGAUAGACAAGCUCUACUAUGGCUCUAACAGCAACGUCUCCUUCGCGCCCUACGGUGACGCCUGGCGCCGCCGCAAGAAGAUGGCUGUUGUCCACCUCUUCUCCCCGCGCCGCGCCGAGUCGUUCGCACCCGUGCGCGCCGCUGAGGCGGCCGCCCUCGUCGCGAGAGCCCGCCGCGCGGCGGUGGCGGGUCACGCCGUCGAGCUGAGGGAGCUCCUCUACGGCUACAGCAACGCGGUGGUCACCCGCGCAGCCACUGGUGCCGCGGGGGCCACGGCCGACAGGAUCAAGCAGCUGAUGGCGAACUCGGCGGUGUUCAUGUCAGGGCUCCAGGCGGAGGACGUUCUUCCGGACGCGGCGGCGAAGGUGGUGAGGUGGGCGACGGGGCUCGAGAAGAGCCUCGACGGGCAAGUCGAAGCCUGGGACAAGUUCCUAUCCGAGAUAAUCGCCGAGCACCUUGAGAAGAAGCAGGGAAACGACGGUCCAUAUCAGGAGGAGGACUUCCUGGACGUCUUGCUUCGGUUGAGGGAAGAAGACACCGCCGGGCUUGAGCUCACCGACAAUCACAUCAAAAGCAUAGUCAAGGACAUGAUCGCCGCCGGAACCGAGACAUCAUCGGUCACGUUGGAAUGGGCCAUGGCGGAGCUCGUCCGGAACCCACGGGCAAUGGCCAAGUUGCAGCACGAGGUGACCCGAGCGGCGGAAGACGAUCUAAACAAGAUGGAGUAUCUCAAAGCGGUGGUGAAAGAGGUGCUCCGCCUCCACCCGCCGGCACCGCUCCUGGUCCCGCACGAGUCGACGGAAGCGGCGGUCGUCCAGGGCUACGACAUCCCGGCCAAGACGGCGCUAUUCAUCAACGCGUGGGCGAUCGGGAGGGACCCCACGGCAUGGGGAGAGACGGCGGAGGAGUUCUGGCCGGAGCGGUUCCUGGGCGGCGGCAGCGCGCUGGGCGUGGACGUGCGGGGGAACGACUACCGGCUCCUCCCGUUCGGCUCCGGCCGGCGGCUCUGCCCCGGCAUCAGCUUCGCGCUGCCGGUGCUGGAGAUCGCGCUUGCCAGCCUCGUGCGCCACUUCGACUGGGAGAUCCCCGGCGGGACGUGCCUGGACAUGAGCGAGGCGCCGGGGCUGACAACGCCGCCGCUGGUCCCGCUGCGCCUCGUCCCCAAGUGCAAGACGACUGCCUCAUUAGGCCUUGUGUAAGAGCAGUAGUGUCACAAGAAUAAACAUUUUUUUGGGAAUUCACAAGAAUAAAUUAAUAACGUGUCAUACGGUGCCUAAUUCCCAAAUAAAAAAUACCUCGUCGGAGCUCAUGCUAGUUCGAGGUAA
This is a messenger RNA of Lolium rigidum, 1682 nucleotides long. Its product is annotated as cytochrome P450 71A1-like. Gene Ontology annotation, molecular function: heme binding; oxidoreductase activity, acting on paired donors, with incorporation or reduction of molecular oxygen; iron ion binding. The coding region runs from base 48 to 1556 and encodes 502 amino acids. The record is from RefSeq and is a predicted model, not a curated record. The transcript is spliced from 2 exons. NCBI's taxonomy places the organism in Eukaryota, Viridiplantae, Streptophyta, Magnoliopsida, Poales, Poaceae.